AUGCUCAGAAACUAAUGUAAACAACUUUGCCAGUGCAGCCCUGGGGCAAAGCUAGAAAUGUGUACAGCUUAAUAUUAUGCUUUCCUCAUUGUUAGGGUUCUCAAGUGUUGUGAUCAUGACAUGAUACAUUUCUGUCUCCCUCGGGAUCCCUUAAUUAGCAUAUGUCACUCAUCUUAUCUGAGGAUUUGUUCUUCAUAUGACAAAUGUAGUGAUUAAAGGUACAACAGAAAUACUUCAGAGACUUACUGUUUCUCCAUGUGUUUCAUUAACAGGUAGGCAGUAUAUACCUACAUAACUGCUGUACCUUUGUUUUUUCCCUUUUUAAUUUUUUUUCUUUGUUUGUUUUGUUUGUGCUGCUAUAAUUAUUUCAGGUAGUGGAUAUAGCAUCUCAACAACUGGAUUUUUAAUUAAGAUCCUAGAUCCUCUGGUCAGGGAAUUUCAGGAGACUGAGCUUGCAUCAAAUAAAUGAAGUUUCUGAGCAUCAUGGCUACAUAGAUAUGUUUCACAAAUGACCAAGUGUAUCCUAGAAAUCCAGGUACAAAACUACAAGAGGUGAUUAUUUAAUUUAAAGGAUGUGAUUAUUUUUCUUAGUCCCAGUUUACAAUUUGGAAGCUUAAAUGCCUCUGGUCUGAUAAAGCUGUACCACCAGGAAGUUUACACAACUACAGUAACAAAGGAAAAAGUGAAUUUGUGGGGAUGGGCUGCAGGAGCUCAGAUGUGCACUAACACAGGCACCCACUUUUCAUUACAUUUCCAGAUGAACCACCAGACAAAACUUCACGGACACUCAGGGUUGGGGCUUUCUUAUUGACUGUUCUUUUGUUUUCUUGUUAUUUUGGGUGUUUUUUAAUCCCUUGUCAAAGAUGUGUUAAAAUCCAACAAAAGGCUUGUAUAGAGAAGUGAAGGAUGUGUGGGAGAAGGACAGAACAAGAUCUAUUUUCUUUGACCAAGAAGCUUCCUUUUGGCUUCUCUUUCAAUACCAAAACCACUACAAACACCUCAAGUCCUGUGCAGUCACUUCUGUAUUUCUCUACUGCUGUUGAAUAUCUUCUAAUCUCAAGUACCUUGUCAAACUGUGUAAUUCCAUAUCUAGCACACAAACAGAGAGGGUGAUGAGGAACAAAUGUAAUUAAAAUUAUAAAAAACUGUUUAACUUCAGCACCAGUUUGCAAUUCACAUGAGUUAUAGCUGACUACCAGUAUGUGGCAUUUCUUGCUAGCUCUCACUUUAUUAACCUGAAAGAUUUUUGUUAUGCCUAAAUCUUAUCCACCAACCUCUUCAGGUAUAAACAAGAAUGAUGUUGGGUGAAACAGACUCACACUCUUCUGCAAUGCAUUUGUUGGAAAUCACAUUGUAGUAGAUCUUAAAACUGAUACAAAGAUUUUAAAAUACAACACCAAAUUUCACCGAAGUUGCAGUAGUGGUGGGGGGAACAGGCUGAGGAAAUAAAAUAGCCCUUCAGGACACACUCUCAGCUUUUGUUGCCAGUGUCUAUGGUGAGGGGUUAGAAUGCAGUAUUUAUUUUUGCUGUCUCUGUGUCACUCUACCUCAUCCUAUGGUAACUGUUAUUCCAUUUUUUAACAACUUUGAAAUUAGACAGUGCAUAAGCUCAGCAUUCCUGAAGAAGGCAGAAUGAACACAGCAGAAAGCACAGACCUUGAUCCCCAGGGGCACCUGAGUAUGUCCCUGGCUGCCACUCUGAAAGUCACUGGCCUCCUCAGAGUCAGCACCUAACAGCUCACACGGACAAGCUCUGCCAGGGACAUGACUUCAGGUUUGUCCCACACAGGUUAUCCUGGUACCAGCAGGCAACACAAACAUCUGGGGUAACCCAAACCCGAGCCCAGCUGAAAACCCCAGUCUGUCCUUCCUUCCAUUUCAGAUUCCAUGGGUGUUUGGUUGCACGUUGCUGCAGCACUGCAAACACAGGGAUGAGAACAUCCCUGCUGAACUGCAGCUCCAGCAGUGCAGAGAGGACAUCCAUUGUAAAACAAGUGCAAUGCUGAACAGAAGAGGUGGGAUUUGAUUGAGAACACCAUAAAUGAGAGGCUCUGUAACAGGACAUAGGACAAAGCCCUGGAAAGAUGGCUGAGCAGUAUCCAGUAUCUGCCUGUGUUGGCCCCAAGCCAGGCAUCAUUUCUUUGUGCUUUUUUCUCUUUUGAUGAGCUUCACCCCAAAAAAAAUGGGAGAAAAGUGAUCCUUCUGGGCAGGCGGUGACAAUAACAGACUUCUCUGAGCCUGUCCCAAAAGACAAUUGUAAACUAAGGAGCAAAACAAUUGUAAACUAAGGAACAAAACAAGGCCUGAAACCUAAACAAUGCAUCUUCUCUUAGCAUUAAGCCAAUGAAAAACUGUUAAGUCUUUUAUGCCAAGUUCUGUUUUGUUCUCCAGCAAAGUACACAGGCUGUAAAUUGCUGUGACUCACUACACAACCAGCCCACAAGCUUUGUCUAUAAUCACAAAGAUCUUACCUUGUAACUUUGAGCUGACCCACUUGCCAUUGGUUCUUGGAGGAUCUCUGGGCUGUUCAUUUGAUCUUUCUCUGUUUACAAGGGUUACAGGUAAAAUCAAUGACCCACAAACUAGGAUCUGUCUGUCAGGUACUCCAGGAAGGGAUACAUGUGGGAGUAAAUUAUCAAAAUUGGGCAGAAUAGGUUUUUUCCUCUGAUUAGGCUUUUAACAGCCAUUUACAAGUGUAAUUGAUUUUUACUUCUGUCUAACUUUUCUUUUAUAAACUAGGUCUAUCUCUAGCACAUAAAGUAUAAACAUGAUACUUUAGACUUCAGCCCUUUCAUGAGUUUCUAACCUUCAAUAUAGAUAUCCUAGAAAAAUUGUGUGCAUUUUUUAAUUUACUCCUGACCUACUGUGUCUUUAACAGUCAGAUAAGGACAUGCAAAGGUUUAGAGAGCACUGCUCAGUGAAUAAAGGCAAUGUUGAGGUGGCACAGCAGAUGUUACACACCCAGCAGGGAGUUAGCUUGCUCUUUACCUUGGCUCCCAUGGUUUUGUCCAUAUUUAGAAUGAUUUAAACACAGUGGAUGAGAAGUGUCUGAGUUUUAGUAACUUACUUUGUGUUUUCAUGUCCAGUCAUAAAAUGUACAGUAUAAAUUGUAUGGAUGCCCAGUGGCAUUGAACUACUGAUUUCUUCACUCCUCCCCCUGCUCCUGAAGCAACAGUAUAAAAUCACUGUACACCUCAAACCCAACCCUCCUUAGGAAUGCUCUGGACAAGCAGAUGUAAAUUGAGUGUCUUACUGCCUCAGUAUCAGCUCAGGCUGUCAGUCCCACUGAGCUUCACGGGAGUUUUAUCAAAACAUGACAAGAUUUUAAGUGCACACACCUACAGCCAGAUCUGGCUCUCAGCAGCCCUUGUGCAAAUCCAGCAUAGCUAAUAAAGUCACGCAGGAAUAACCCUGGCAGAGUUUUGCCAACACAGAAUAAUCUCAAGUUCAAAUCCACUGCUGCUCUGUAUCCUCUGCUGCACAGCUCAAACCCUGGUCAGUUCAGGGAGUAAUUAUAUUUCAUUCUCUCAACUGUGCUCAUUUUAUUGGUGCUGCUGCUGCUCAGACACGGCAGCCUGCACAACACAACCAAGCUGCCUUGUGGUUUUAUAAAAGCGCAAAUUUAUGUUUGCUGAGCGGAUUAGGGAAGCACAUAAAAGAAAAAUAAUUUAAAAGCUGUGGGUUAUCCUAAGGUGUGUCUCUGAACUACCAGAAUUAAAACUAUUGUGGUGUUUCUCCCUUACUUUUUAGCAAAGUAUUACAUUUAUUUUUGGAAAUGCUGUAGGAAAUAUUUCUAAUUUCAUUUACUCUGUAGUGAAGAAACAAGCUUUUAUCAGGUGUGGCAGCUUCCUUUGUGGUAUGGGGUGUGACAGGAAGGUUGGGAUUUUUAAGUGUUUCUCUGGACAAAGGCAGAAAGAUUAUGGGAAAAUGGAAGCAAAGGAUGGUUCUUUUUUCCUGGUCUUUUUGAUGUCACUUGGAGUGGCUGAGAGUUACCAAGUGGAAUGGCAUGCUGCAGGGUACAAGGUACAGUUUAUGUGUGUGCAGAUAAGACGUGGCAUGACCUGAAUUUAAGCACUGUGCAUGGAAGAGAGGUCCUCAAAAGAGGGGUUCCUUUCCAUGGAACAGACACCCAUACCUUGGGUGUUGUAUUUGACAUUUAUCCGUGCAGUGGAUCUGGAUCACCACUCCCUUCAGGAGGUUGCAUAACGUUGCUGGGUUUCUUGAAGGUUUUAGAGGCAGCUGCAACAACAAAGAUUGAUCCAAGUUAAAGAGCACUGAUGUGAACUGACCGGAAAUUCAACUUCGACACCAUCUUCAUCCUGUGUUUAGACAAGAAGCUUCAGCAGUAAAACACAUUUGCCUAUCGCAGCACCCCUGCGGGGAUCUGCAGUUCCUGAUGGCCGGCGUUAACUCUAACCCUUACCUUGUCUCUUCUUCCAGCUUCACGUGGCUCUGUGGCCAGGUGCACCGCAACCUCCUCUCCAAGUUCACGGGCCAGGUUGUGGAGCUGUUUGACGAGGAGUUCCGGCACCUGUACGCGCUGUCCAAGCCCGUGCGCGGCCCCAGGACGCCGCCGCGCAGCCUCCCGUUCCUGUUCAGCCGGAGCUGGGCGCCCCCGCGCAGCCUCCCCUACAGCGAGCAGGGCAGCGCCAACACCCUGUCCGACUUCAGCAGCCUCUCGGCCGGCAGCGCCCACCAGAGCAAGCAGGCCCCCAGAACGCUCAUGUUCAACAGCAACUUCAGCCCCCAGUCACCUCUGCAGCGAGUCAAUUCCUUCCACAGCUACAUGUCCUUCACCCCCCCGCCUCCACAGCCGGCCAUCCAGCCUAACUACUACCAGCCGCACUACAUGGCCACCGAGAACGCCACCGUUCCCUAUAACAACAUGAACAUGAACAUUUACAGACCUAUAAGGCUCAGGCAAGAGGAACCGAACAGGACGGGGUUAAGCUCAUCCUGGAGAUGCCUCCACAAAGCUAACUUGUUUGCAUAAUAACCACCUUGUUUGGAAAUCCAAGUAAAUGUAGUGAGGACCUGUUUAGCAAUCACUUGUGUACUGAUGAAUAUAGAAAUUCUGUAUAAUACAAAUGAGGAUGAUUUCAAGCCUCUUGUUUUGUUGCUUAUGGAUGCUUCAUUUCCCUGAUUAAAAAGCCAAGGCUGCUAAUGUGUGAACCUCAGGUGCAUCAGGAUCCCAGGAAGAGCACAUCUGAAUAGUGCUGCUCACACACUGCUGCUGCCUGUCACCUGCCCCUGGUGGCAUAUUCGUGUACCAGAAGGACAGUGACUGUUCCUUAUGUCCAGGCAACUGAAAGGGGGCAAUACACAGUUUACAGCUAUGCAUUUUAUACACUUGAAUAAGGAGACUGAAGGCUGCUAUUUCCGUGGCAGCAGCAGGAUACCUUUGUGCUCUCAUCAGACGUUGAUCUUGAUUUAUGGGGGACUGUCUUUGGGCUGGCAGGGAAGCACAGGUCCUGCCACAGCACUCAGAGCUCUCUGCUUGAGCUGCACAGCAAGGAUGGCUGUUCCCAAGGAUUCUUAGGAAGGGGCCUGGUACCCCUGACACGGACUGAGAGUGACAGUUCUGGCUGUGGGAGACACAUUCACCCCACGUCCCGUUCCACUCAUCAGCAACACGGGUGUGUCCCAGCACACCUGGUUACAAACCUCCAAUCCUACAGCUCAGAGCAACUUUCCUUAUGCAGAGCACCUGUGAAGGUUCAGACUGGAAAAUGAAGCUGAGUUAAAGAAGCAAAGCCCUACUAGUAACACACCGGGACUGAGUUCCAGUUCUUUUAAUUGCACACGGAUCUUUGAAAUCCUUUCUGUGGUCAUCUGAUUGAAGGUGAAGUUAGAGAUUCUGCCAAGUUCUUCAUGGCGUCUAAUUUUUAAAGAUAAACUGGGUGUCUGUAGUGCCCAUGGACUAGAGUUACAAAGGUUCAGCAGUAUGAACUAAACGUGAAGAACUUUCUGCCAAAUAAUCCAUGAAAACUAAGGAAGCUCUUGUAAGCAAAAGUAAGAAAAUUCAUGAAACAAAGGAUUUCUAUCCAAAGUUAUCAAGAUGCCUAACAGCUGUUGAUUUAUCUGUAGACUUUUUUUGUUCCACACCUGCUUUGUAUUGUUUUUCAUAUGCCUCCAACAGAAAAGAGAACCCUAAACACAUUUGCACUUUUGGCCUGUUUUUCCUGACUUCUCACCUGCUUAAAAACAAUACAAUUUAAUUAUGUAGACUGUGGAUGAUGGUAACUGUAUGUGAAGAAGGUGUAGAAGGUUUUUCAUCCUUGGAAGAGCAAUAAUUUUAGAAGGAUACCUGUAAAGUUUAAAGAACAUUAUGAAAGGUACAGGAUGGACACAUCCUGCUCUAGCUUCAGUAUGGGUAUUUUAACCAGUAAUACCAAAUUUUGGAGUCCAUAAUAAUAAUAAUAAUAAUAAUAAUAAUCAACUAUUGCAUACAAAUGUAAAUUCUGUACAUAGCAACAUUUUUUGGAUUCCUUGGGGAGAUGGGAAAUUUGAUUUUCAUUCCUAUGAUAAUUCUACUUAAUUAUCUGAACAGAGCAAGAAUUUAAAUAAAAGAGAAUACUUUUUUCUUCAUAUUCUAUUGCCCUGUACACCUUACUCUAUUCUCUUUCAAAAGCUGAAUGAGUCCCAUGCAGCCAAAGCCCAGAUGAAGAAGAAACAGAAAGAAGAAGAAAUCAACAGGAACAGAAUUAAGGUGUCCAAAGAGACUAAUUAAGAUUUUCCUUCUAAAAGUGCUUCACUUCACUGGUCCUGUUGUGGCCCAGCUGGGGUGGUACAGAGGGGAUGUGGGUGGAAGUUUGUAGACCUUGAUUUCCUCAGGCCAUGACCUGUGAAGUCCAUGGAGGAGCUCUUUUCACCUCUGUGGGGCAAGACAGUUUGCCUACAAAAGUUUUGGAGAACAUAGCUAAUGAAAAGUGGGUAAGGGUCAAGCUGAUAAUCCAGAAGGACCACUGUGAGUAAAUUUCAGCUGGAUCAGGAAAACAGCUUGUGUUGGUUCAGACAACAUCUGAACUUGAACAUCAAGUGAAUGAAGUUUCAGUUUUGAUGGAAAACAGUCAGUUUACAAUGUCAGCAAUGAGUUAUGCUAAAAAUCCUAACAGGCCCCCACAAGUUAGUGAUAAAGGGCAACGUUCCUGGGCAGCUGCAGGAGCUGUCAGGAGGCCAUGGCAGGUGCUGACCUGCCCUGUCCAUCUCCAGCAAGGGAAGGGCUCCAAACUCAGCUACCACACCGUGCACCCUCCCCAGGGCUGGGGAUGACAGCAAGCUGAGUGCUGCA
This is a messenger RNA of Zonotrichia albicollis (white-throated sparrow), 7291 nucleotides long. The record is from RefSeq and is a predicted model, not a curated record. NCBI's taxonomy places the organism in Eukaryota, Metazoa, Chordata, Aves, Passeriformes, Passerellidae.